AUGGCUCAACCUGAAAGAGAUUUGAGUUUAGAUCCUUCUAGUCCUUAUUACCUGCAUCCGUCUGAUUUCACUGGGUUAAAACUUGUUUCGAAUGUGUUUGAUGGGUCUAGUUAUGGCAAUUGGAAGAGGUCAAUGAUAAUUGGUCUGACUGCUAAGAACAAAAUGGGUUUUGUUGAUGGUUCUUUGCCUAAGCCUAGUGUUGAUUCUACUGAUUUUAAGGCUUGGAAUAGAUGUAAUAGCAUGGUUAUAGGUUGGAUCAUUGCUGUGUUAGACCCUCAGAUUGCAGGCAGUAUAUUGUUUGUUGAUACUGCUAGGGAGAUAUGGUUGGAUUUAGAAGAGAGGUUUGGUCAUGCAUCUUCUGCACAGUUGUAUUCAUUGCAGCAAGAUAUUUCUAGCACAGAACAAGAUGAUUUGUCUAUUUCAGAAUAUUACAACAAGUUGAAGAAACUUUGGGAUGAAUUGGAUAAUUUGUCUCCUUUGCCUACUUGUUUGACUAACAAUUAUGCUAAUGUUAGGUCAAAUAUCUUAAUGAUGCCUAGUUUGCCUACUCUAGCUCAGGCUUAUAGGAUGGUUUUGCAAGAAGAAAGGCAUAGAGCUUUGAGUGCUGGAAAUCAGAAACCCUCAGACCCUGUUGCUUUUGCAGCUGAUAGAAGAAGGUUUGAUGAUAGAAACCAGAAUUAUAACAAGGGUUCUUAUGGCAGAGGAUACCAGGGCAAUAAUCAGUACAAUAAGAAUACUAGGACUAAGAGAGCAAUUAAUUACUAUUUUUGA
Messenger RNA from Chenopodium quinoa (quinoa), 771 nucleotides. RefSeq lists its product as uncharacterized. The record is from RefSeq and is a predicted model, not a curated record. The transcript has 2 exons. Lineage: Eukaryota; Viridiplantae; Streptophyta; Magnoliopsida; Caryophyllales; Amaranthaceae. The coding region runs from base 1 to 771 and encodes 256 amino acids.